Morchella importuna is the source of this 354-nucleotide messenger RNA. RefSeq lists its product as uncharacterized. Lineage: Eukaryota; Fungi; Ascomycota; Pezizomycetes; Pezizales; Morchellaceae. The record is from RefSeq and is a predicted model, not a curated record. Bases 1 to 354 code for a protein of 117 amino acids. The transcript is spliced from 3 exons.
AUGCUUCCUUCGCGCAUCCUGUUACAGCUCUAUAAACCGAAGCGUCCAUGGCCGCCAGACUUCUCAUUGCUGACACCUAAACACCAGUUCAGUCUGGAGCGACGGUAUAGACGUCGUGCGAAGCUGAAGUGGGCAAGGCCAAAGCUGCAAAAGUUUGUGAAGUCAAUGCAACUGGGUAGUAGCGUCUUGGUUAUAUGGUAUGCCGUAUUCUGGGCUGACUGGGGAAAUACCCAUCCGUUUGGUCCACUACGCGAGUGGGCCUCGGACUUGAAGAGCUCAUUCUGGUCCAUAGCCACUCCACCUCCACGCCCGGAAUUUUCUACACCAAGGGGGAGUUCCGAAAAAACCAGGUAG